GUUUCCCCGAGCUGACAUAUUGCCAAACACUUGCGUCGGGCCAAUGCUGUUUAUCCAGUGUCGAUGCAGUCUACUUCCUAGCUGCGAGCUACACAUUACCCUUACACAAUGGCGAUCGUUACAGUUGUAUUCUUCAGUCUUGUUUUGUUGUGUGGUGUCAGAGACGUCCAUGCCCGUGCCAGAUUGAGAGACUUGGCUCAACAAGUGCGACAGUUGGCCGGAGAGGUCAACUCAUGGAAACUUACAGCUGUUAACAGGGAGACUAAAAUGGCAAACAACUUUAAGGUGUUGGAAUCUUCUCUGAAACAACAUGUGACUGAAACAUUCGUUCCUAACUUGAUAAAGCGUCUGGUCAAACAAGCGAUCACUGACAUCCUGAAUGAGGAAUAUACUGGGAAUAGUAUCAGUGGACGUGCUUCAGAUGAAAUCGACAGCAAGAAAGCCAGUGUACGGAACACAAAGGCUCAACCGUUCAGGGACGUUGAGCGGGAAAGGGACACUUACAAAGACAGUCUUGGAAAACUACGACUCCAGUUGACCAAACAUAUCCAUACUUUACAGAUUCAGCUGAAUCAGACACAAUCAGAUCUGCGUGAUGCAAGGAUGCUGAACACUGGUCUCAGGAAGGACUUCAUGACGCUGAAUUCAAGUUGUUGGAUGAUAAGAAAAGAGAUUGAAGAGCACAGCAAAGAUGAACAAUCAUACAAGGAAGGCGUACAGCAUAUGCAGCAAAAGUUACGUGCAGGAAUUCAGAGUAUAAAAAUUCAACUCAGUCAGACCAUUGAAGAUUUGCAUGAUUCAAAGCAAAACAUCACUAUCCUCAAGGAGGACUUGACGACACUGAAUAGGAGUUGUGUGAGGAGGGAAGAGAAUACAGAGAGUGGUGUUACACAAGAGUCGCAGAAAACAUCCUUGUUGUCGCUGGUGUCCUUGGCGACUUUGCCCUCGUCGUAUCUAAGUACUCCCGCAGCCUCGAUUGACCCGAGUCAGGAUCAGAGCCCGAGCGAGAUGGUUCCGCCGGUCCCUGGGACGACAGAAGAGUCUGAUCUGAACGCGACUCGAUCACAUGCAGACCACGACCUCUACAACGCUAGCAGGGACGGUGACCUGGAGGCUGUGAGACGCAUUCUGUCUGUGGGUCUUGCCAACGUCAACUGUAGAGUGGACGGGAGGACACCGGUGAUGGCGGCAGCAUGGAAUGGACACCGCGAUGUAGUGGAGCUCCUUGUGAGAGAAGAAGCUAAUGUGACACUUGUAGACGAACACCGUAACAACAUCCUUCACUACGCCUGUCGGGGAGGAGAUAUCGAGACGGUGAAGUUGGUCCUGUCUCUGGACGUGGUGGGCAUCAACAGUAAAGGAUAUAAGACCGGGACACCUUUGAUGGUAGCCGCACAGUACGGACACAGGGAAGUAGUGGAUCUGCUUUUGAGGAGCGGGGCCAAUGCGGCAUAUGUAGACUUUGUCGGUGACAACAUCCUGAUUUGGGCCUGUGAGGGAGGAGACGUGGAGACGGUGAAGUUGGUCCUGUCUCUGAAUGUUGUGGACAUCAACAGUCCCGGAUGGAGGAGGAGGACACCAGUGAUAGAUGCAGCAAAACAUGGACACAGAGAUGUAGUGGAGCUCCUUGUGAAGGAAGGAGCUGAUGUGACACAGGUGGACGAUAUCGGUGAGAACACCCUUCACUGGGCCUGUGUGGGAGGCGACUUGGAGACGGUGAAGUUGGUGCUGUCUCUGAACAUUGUGGACAUCAACAGAAGAGGAUGGAGGAGCAGGACACCAGUCAUGGUGGCAGCACGGUAUGGACCCAGAAAACUUGUGGAGCUCCUUGUGACGAAAGGAGCCAAUGUGUCACUGGUGGACAAUGUCAAUGACAACAUCCUUCACUACGCCUGUCGGGGAGGCGACAUGGAGAUGGUUAAGCUAGUCCUGUCACUGAACGUGGUGGGCAUCAACAGUAGAGGACAGAACAGCGUGACACCCGUGAUUGUGGCAGCACGGUGGAAACACAGAGAUAUAGUGGAGCUCCUUGUGACGGAGGGAGCUGACGUGUCUCUGGUGGACGAUUCUCAUUCCAACAUCCUUCACUGGGCCUGUUUGGCAGGCGACCUGGAGACAGUAAAGCUGGUCCUCUCUCUCCACGUGGCGGAUAUCAACGCCCGGAGCGACUACGGUCAUACGGCACUCGAACUAGCGAGAUUCUGGGGACAUCCGCAAGUAGUGGAUCUCUUGGUAUCACGUGGUGGACAGUAAAUCACUGUAGUUUGAUUUGGACAAUGACAGAGGAAAUGUUGUAGCUGACAAUGACGUGGCGUAUGCCGUCCAUGUUGUCUUUUGUCAGUAUUUCAUGGUAUUUGGUGUUUCUUUUUUCUCUUUUUAGCUAAAUUAAAUUGUUUAAAAUUUA
Haliotis rubra (blacklip abalone) is the source of this 2404-nucleotide messenger RNA. RefSeq names its product ankyrin repeat domain-containing protein 17-like. The transcript has 3 exons. Gene Ontology annotation, molecular function: protein binding. The record is from RefSeq and is a predicted model, not a curated record. NCBI's taxonomy places the organism in Eukaryota, Metazoa, Mollusca, Gastropoda, Lepetellida, Haliotidae. The coding region runs from base 109 to 2253 and encodes 714 amino acids.